CUAGUUGGGACGCUCUUCUUUUAUGACACUGUAGAAGUCACCUCCAUCUGGUUACCAGUCGUGUGACUUCCCAUCAUGCCUGCCAGACUCCCAGGCUCGGGGCUACGUUCUAGCUUCAUAUGCGCCCAGUGCUGUAAAUCUCUGACCUCAUCGAAGCGAAGACGUCUUCUAUCAACCACGGCGUCUUCAGCACCAGAAAUCUACGAUGUCGUGACAGUCGGCGGCGGUCCAGCUGGACUUGCACUCCUCGCAGCACUCAAAUCCUCUCCCGUCACAUCACACCUGAAAACUGCACUAAUUGAGCUUCAAGACCUCACCAAGAACCGCCAAUGGACUUCUCCAUCGGAUCAGUAUUCAAAUCGCGCAAGUAGUCUCACGCCCUCAUCGAUCUCGUUCCUCGAGUCGACUGGCUCGUGGGUGCACGUCGAACAAUCACGUGUCCAAGCCUACGAUGAAAUGCAGGUAUGGGAUGCCGCGAACGACGCCAGUAUCCAAUUUGACUGGACCUCCGAGACUCAAAGGUACAAUGCACCUCCACAGACCAUAGCCACCAUGUGCGAGAAUACCAACCUGACACGCGGACUGAUUGAACGAAUUGUCGAAUUGGGCGCGGAAUCAAGUCUCUUUGCGAAUACGAGCGUGUCGGGUAUUACCAACGGCAAAGACGAUCCAGCAGGUUUGAAUCUCUCUUCUUGGCCGAUCCUCAACCUCGAAUCCAAGUCAUCACCAUCAUCAUCCUCCUCCUCCACUACGAGCCUUGCAGCACGCCUCCUCGUCGGCGCCGAUGGCUUCAAUAGCCCCGUCCGCACAUUCGCAGGGAUCAACUCAUCGGGCUGGGACUACAAUCGACACGGCGUCGUGGCUACACUAUCGAUUCAAGAUGGCCCAUCGGCCAUUUCCUCCCACGGCACCGAUGAAUCAUCUGAUUUCAACUUCGACCUUUUCGCCUCAGAACCGCUCCCCAACCGAGCAACAGCAUACCAACGCUUCCUCCCGCAACUAGGCGGCCCCAUCGCCAUCUUACCUUUGCCAAACGGACACGCAUCGAUGGUGUGGUCGACGACACCCGCUUACGCGACCUACCUCAAGUCUCUAUCUCCAUCGGGACAAUUGUCCAUGAUCAACGCCGCUCUACGGCUCGGGCAAACCGACCUGAAAUACCUCUUAACUCUACCCUCCGACUCUCCCGACGCUCACGAGACCGAGCUCCGUUGGCGUCUCGCACACACAGACGCCCCCAGCGUCGCACGCCAACCGCCCGUUGUCACGGGUGUCCAGGAGAAGAGCAUGGCCAGUUUCCCACUGCGCUUCCGUCACGCGACCAGCCUCAUCAACCCUCGCGUCGCACUCAUUGGGGAUGCAGCUCACACGGUUCACCCUCUGGCGGGACAAGGGUUGAACCUGGGCCUUGCGGAUGCGCAGAGCCUCGCGAGUUGUGUUGCCUACAGUGUCGAGCACGGCAUGGACAUUGGCGACGCUAUGGCUCUGGAACGCUAUUCUUCGGAUCGAUUCGGAAAGGGCUUGUUGAUGGCCGGAGGCGUGGAUGCGUUGAAUUCCUUGUAUCAGAUCGGUGCGGCUGGGGAGGGCAUGUUGGCGAGCGUCGCUGGACGUGCUAGGGGCGUCGGAAUGAAGGUCAUCAAUGACCUUGUGCCAGGGUUGAAAGGGUUGAUCAUGAAGCAGGCAAGCUGAGCUGGACUCCCUACGACAUCGAACCUGUAUAGUAUGGUCCCCUUGCGGAGUAUAGAAGAUAUGCUCUUCACGCAGGGUGUCGAUACUGAAGGCGGAAGACAAUGUGUAAUGAUAGCGCAGCGCAACUCGACUGAAUAGUCACCACAAUUACGUCCACAAAACUUGGGCGAAUGCAACGACUUCCGAGCACGUCAGACACUUAGAACUAGGUCCGCAAAGUUGAAAGAUCAGACAGUCUCGUUGAAUUGCAGAAUUGUAGAAUUUUUGUAUCAAUUUGAGAUUCUC
Messenger RNA from Exophiala oligosperma, 1974 nucleotides. RefSeq lists its product as uncharacterized. Gene Ontology annotation, molecular function: FAD binding; 2-octaprenyl-6-methoxyphenol hydroxylase activity; oxidoreductase activity, acting on paired donors, with incorporation or reduction of molecular oxygen, NAD(P)H as one donor, and incorporation of one atom of oxygen. Bases 76 to 1689 code for a protein of 537 amino acids. NCBI's taxonomy places the organism in Eukaryota, Fungi, Ascomycota, Eurotiomycetes, Chaetothyriales, Herpotrichiellaceae. Gene Ontology annotation, cellular component: mitochondrion. The record is from RefSeq and is a predicted model, not a curated record. The transcript is spliced from 2 exons. Gene Ontology annotation, biological process: ubiquinone biosynthetic process.